AAACCGGAAGCAAAGCAGAACAAAGUCCAGCUUGUUAACAAACUGUACUGAAUUUGAUUACAAAGUAAACUGGAAGGAGAGCAGAACACGGCCCAGUUGAUUAAGUAACUGAACAUAAGCAACAAAAUGGAAAGCAAGUUAACUCAGGUUCACAAGGACCAACUUUCUAAAUGGAUAAAUCCAUUGAAAAGACAUAAGUUUACGUUACUGUACAAGAUCAGCAGAGACGGGUGUGACGCCCAGACCUUUCAUCGUUAUUGUGACAAGAAGGGACCAACUGUCACUGUCCUGUACAACACUGACAACUCGGUGUACGGGGGAUAUACCGCUGUCAGCUGGAACUCAGAUGGGGACUUUAUUACUGACGAUCAGGCAUUUCUGUUUAGUCUUGACUUUAACGGUAAAGCAAAACCGAUGCUGUUUCGUGUUAAAGACGCAAACAAAGCUAUCUAUGGAAACGACGAUUCAGGGCCGGUAUUUGGAGAAGGCCAUGCUUUAGAUUGCUUCACAGGGACUGUAGCUAAAUCCGGGAAUGUUUUCCCUUUAAAUGGUGAUGCUUCUCUUGGUACGACUUACGACAUGCUGGGACAAGACUGCGAGAGUGUCACAAAUGGCCAUCUAAAUGUGCUGGAGCUCAGGGUUUAUAGUGUUAAAGAGAAAACCGCGGAGGAACAAAAAGAAGAAGAAGCACUCCUGGAAAGACAGAGAAGGGCUAGACAGUUAACAGAGAAGCCUUGGAUACGAAAUAUCGAGUGGAGUCCAAAGCUUGAGGAAACACUGAAGAACGAAGUUGCUAGCUACGAAACACUGUCUAGACUGAACGUUAAGCAGGCCAUGAUUCUGUUGGUCGGGCAAGUUGGAGCUGGAAAGUCUAGCUAUUUCAACACCAUCAACUCCAUCUUUAGGGGACAAAUCAGUAUCCAGGCCAACGCCGGAAGUGCUGAUAAAAGUUUGACAACUUCCUUCCGGAAGUAUCAAAUAAGGCAUGGACCUGACUGUACUCCUCUCAAAUUCCGCUUAUGCGACACGCGAGGCCUUGAAGAAGAUGACGGCCUUGACGGCCAAGAAAUAUGCUAUCUUCUAGAUGGUCAUGUGCCUGAAAAAUACAAGUUUAAUCCGAGCGUUCCACUGACGCCGGACGUUACAGGGUUCGUGAAGAACCCUACACUCUCAGAAAGGAUGCAUUGUGUGGUGUUUGUCAUUGACGCUAGUACUGUUGACGUCAUGCCCAAGAAAGUCAUGGAGAGCAUCAAAGCAAUUCAGACUCGGAUAAACCAGAGAGGGAUACCCCAAGCUGUUCUACUGACACACAUAGACGGAAUAUGUGAACCGACAUCUGAGGAUUUAAGUAAAGUGUACUUUAGUGUGGCUGUGAAAGAGUGCGCCGAGAAGGUUUCCAUGAUGAUGGGACUGCCCCAGCAACAAGUCUUUCCGGUGAAGAACUACCAUCGCGAGGCAGAUCUUGAACAAAACGUCAACAUCUUAUCACUGCGAAGUCUUAGAAAAAUCCUCAACUUUGUUGAUGAUUUCCUCUACAACAAGCUGGACGACAUAGAAACUGAAAAGGGAGGUCAGAGAGAUUAUUAGCGAUCGCGGGCUAUACUCCAGGAUAUGGUAAUUAUACCAACAGCAUCAAAACAACAAACAUGUAGGGGAAGUCACUCUUUAACCAAUCCAAAAUGUAUGCUGUUAAUAAUAAUUUUAUUGUAAUUAGAAACUUCUUUAAAUUACUGUAGAUGUAUCGAUUUUACAUAGGGGAUAUUCAGUAAAAACAUUAAAUGCAAAGAAAAUGAUCAUAUAAUUUUUUAACUAAACAUUGACCUUGACUUUAAAUUGAAGUCUACUCAUUACUAAUAUUAACCCAAAACUAAAUUUUAAUAUUGGUUAUACCAAUGAUUGAAGUAUGGAAUAAGUGCACUUACAUUUAUUUGGUGUAUUAGUUCGUUUGUUUAGGUCGAUAAAGUCUUUCGGUUUUCUUUUAGAUUUCCAAAUAUUAACAACAUAAAAGUGACCAACAAAUCAAUUGUGAUUUCACAAAUUGAAUUGGAAAUUAUGAUUCGUAACAAACGUUUAGGGUCUCAUAUAACUCUUCAACGCAAACUUUUUCCGGGGUAGCCAUUUUGAAACUAGGUGAAUUCCGUCGUAAAACUUCUUAGAAAUCUGAAUGUUUUACCUUUUAAUUAAUAUGACCUCAACUUUUGAAAACAAAAUCAAUCUAACUUUAAAAAUCAACAUUACCUAUGAGUAGUUACCUGUCAGGCUAUCUAUUUUGGAACUUGAUAAUAUACUGGCCAACCAGUAGACUCCAAACAGCUCAUCCCAGGCUAAACUUUGGUUACGCAAGAUAAAGUUUCAAAAGUAUAUUUUUCGAUUGCUUCCUAUUAUAAUCACAAUCGGGUUCAACAAGGAUAACGACUAAUCAUACAGCUUUUGUUAUUAAGUAAUAUAUAUAUCGAUUUCCUCUACAACAAGCUGGACGACAAAUACACUGGAAAGAGAGGUCAGGUGAGAGUCGGACCUGGUGAGGAAAGUUGUUCGUCAUCCAAACAGGCCUAGUGAAGAAGGUUUUUCGACAUCCAAACAAAAACUCUAAAUGCACCUCGCAAUGUUGUGUCUGAUCUCUUUUCAGUAUGUGUUAUUUGACAUGUUAAGCAGGUGUUAACAAUAUUGCUUAGCUCCUUUUUUUCAAUCGCAUUCCAUUAUGGAAUUCAUCUACGAAAUCAACAAAAGAAAUAUAUAUAAUAAUCACAAUAUAUACUCCAGAAAUUUUAGUAUUUUUUCAUUAGAAAGCACUAGCUUGAAUCUCUUCUUAUAUUACUAAUAGCAGUAUUGGAUUAAUACAUGGCAUGCGUACACACGGAAGCUAUAUGUAUCAUAAAUUUGGACAUUAUUUCUCCUUCAUAUACACUAGAUUACAUGCUGAGACGAAUACCAGUCACAUGGACGGGGAAGUAACUACGUUAUGCAUCUGAUUGGAUACUUUCUACCUUAUUGAAGGUUAAUCUAGAAAAUGAUCAAAGAAUAAAUUAAACCAACAAUGACCUUGAUUUUGAAUUAAAGUUUACUCAUUUGAAAUAUUAAACUAAAAUAAAGGUACAUUUUAAAAUGGUUAUACAAUUGAUUGCAGAAUGGAAAGAGUACAACUACACGUGUUUUUUUUCUGUCAUUUGUUUAAGUCGAUCAAGUCAUUAGAUCUCUUAGAUUUCCAAAUUUUAUCCCACAUAAUAACCAACAAUGAGUCCGACAAGGGUAAAAGCUAUAUCAUGCAACUUUUGUUAUUAUAUACAUAAUUAAUAUCGAAUGUGAUAUAUGCUUAUAUUAUGUAUUGUCGCUUGAAUUUAACAUGAUCAUUAAUCAUGAUAUAUGAUAAAGAAGACUUUUAAAAUGUCUUCAAGUAUAUUUACUUUAAUUUGUGCGCUAAAAUAUUAUUGGGAAUAGGACUGCCUUAUAUACACUUGAAACUUAUAUUAUCUGUAGUUGAAUUUUGUAUACUCAUACACUUGCUAUCAUACCAGAUUGUAAUGUAUUCCAUGUCUGUGUUUCCUGAGACUAAAAUCACAUGUUUAUGGCUUGCUUUUCCAUACGUGCUUUAGUGGAUACAUGAGUUCUUGUUUGAACUCAAUUAUAUAAUCUGUCCUCUAUCCGGUAUAGGUAACAUAGAACAGUUUUAUGUCAAUUACCUUUCGUUAGGCCAUACCAUGACUGAUCUAUUUCAGACACUUUCAGAGAAUCUCAUGACCGCUUUAUACAUCGUUUGGUUGGUUAAAAUAGUGUUUUUUUAAUUUGAAUUCAACGAUCUACCCUUGACAUUUAAAUUUGUUUCAAAUUAGUCUUGUAUAUUCAUACACUAAAAAAGAUUUUUGUUUGAGUUUAUAUGGGUUUUUUUUGGGUGGGUGUUUUUUUGUUUUUGCUGUGUUCGUUUUUGUGUGUUGAACCUGUCGUAAUAACUUUAGAUAAUAUAGUGUGAUAAGAUAUUAACCUUCUUUUGAAAAUUAUCAUUUUAAUUCACUAAAUUUGUAUACAUUUAUUAGCUUGUCAUACCUAAUAAAUAUUUCAUGAAACAAAA
Molecule: messenger RNA, 4066 nt
Organism: Pecten maximus
Lineage: Eukaryota; Metazoa; Mollusca; Bivalvia; Pectinida; Pectinidae
Product: interferon-induced protein 44-like
Exons: 9
Coding region: 127-1587 (486 amino acids)
Source: RefSeq, a predicted model, not a curated record